Molecule: messenger RNA, 738 nt
Organism: Effrenium voratum
Lineage: Eukaryota; Dinophyceae; Suessiales; Symbiodiniaceae
Source: the annotation of a GenBank genome assembly
AUGGAGCGCGCCCCUUGCAUGACUCCUCAAGUUUUUUUUGAAGCACUUCGGUCAAGUAUUUCUUUAGCCCGUGCAAUUGCCAUGGAGCUUGCUUAUGAGAACACCUUCAUCACGGUGCGCGAGGCAGCAUCGACAGCCUCGCCUAUGAGGCGUUCUUCCAGCAUGCCCGUCCUGCGCGGCACAGAGCGCACCGAGGUCCACGGACAGGAAGAGGAGCUGCAGCGCCAAGUGGAAGGUCUCGGCGCCCAGAUCGGUCUGGCCAAGAACGUUGGCUCCCAGUACCACCCGGAGCUUUGCUCGAGGCCGUGCGCCUUUGCCUUCGGCCGCGGUUGCCCCCAGGGCCACCACUGCAAGCGGUGCCACUUGGGGCACUCCCCCCAGGUGAAGUUGGACAAGAAGCAGCGGGCCUGGCUGACCGCCAUGGACCAGGCGGAGAUCUUUUGCCUGCUCUUCACUCAACUCUCUGCUCGCGCAGAGACCGCACGCGCCACAGGCCUCACCGACCUCGCCUCCGAACUGGUUCCUCUCCUGCGCUUGAUGCAGCCACUGGCCGGGAGCAACAUCCAGAGCGUUCCGGCGGCAGCGGUGAAGAACCUGACCAAGUACCUUGGGAAGUGCGCCUGCAAGAUGAUGAUUUGCCAAGCCAUGUCCUAUGGCCGCGUGGAUGGGCAGAUCCGUGACACUAUUCGCAAAGAGUUUUGGACCCUCCGUGAAAAGAGCUUCGUUUCUCUGGCGUGA